GUCGUAAUAAAUACUUCUAUUAUUUUUGUUAUUUUUGUUUUUGUAAAAUUCUGUAAAGACAAUUAAGACUUGCAGAAAGAUAUUCUUCAUCCAUGGAACGAGUAAUAUUCCAUCCGAGAAUUCUUGUACGGAAGGCACUCGCAUAACGAACGACGAUUUAUGAUCCAAUGUUCCCUUUGAAUGCAAUCCAUUUAAAAAAAGUUAAACAGUAAACAAGUUUUUUCUUUCUCAUGUUUAGUGAUGAAGCAAGCGGAAUUAAAGAAGCGAAGAUAAACACUCAUCUACGAGAAAAAGUCGAAAGUUGGCGAAAAGAUCAACUGUUACUAAAACAGAGACUCGUAUACGAAUCCAAAAUCCAAGAUGUGGACUCCAUAAGGUACAUAGCCGGACUAGAUAUAUCUUUCGACAAGACAAGCCCAAAGGCUGUUUCGGCCCUUGUCCUUUACGAUUUUCAGGAUGCUCAGGUCAUAUAUAGAGAUUAUUUAGAGAUUGAUAGCCUAAAAGAAGAAUAUGUUCCUGGAUUUCUGUCGUUUCGUGAGAUUGAAUGGUAUUUACCACUAUUGGAAAGGAUUCCCCAAAACUAUUCUAUCGACCUUAUUAUGGUUGAUGGAAAUGGUACCUUACAUCCAAUACAAUUCGGCUUGGCAUGCCAUCUAGGUGUUUUAAUUAACUUGCCUACUAUGGGAGUAGCCAAAAAUUACUUCCAUUGCUUUGGACUGAAUGAAUCUUUAGAUGAACAUAGACAACGUCUUUCAAAUCACAUCUUAACGAACCCAAGCAGACCUCCUUUAUUAUUACAUUCCUUAAGGGAACCAUCUACUAUCUUAGGUGCAGCCGUCUGGACGAGAAGAGAAUCCAAACGGCCUAUAUAUGUAAGCAUAGGAAAUCAGUUGACUUUGGAUAUCGCUAUACAGCUAGUUUUCCGAACCAGCGGUGUUGAUAGCAAAAUCCCAGAACCCAUUCGACAAGCUGAUAUAUUUGCAAAAUUCGUGAUCCAUGAGCGAAAAAACGCACAAAAAAGGGGAUGAAACACUUGAGCACACAAUCUUAGCAUAGAACAGUCAUUCAUGUUGUAGUAUUAAAAUUGGAAUUAAAGUAUAUAAAAGGUACCUAUAUUAGCAUUAAAUAAUUCUCCCUCUAACCAAAUUUAAUAAAUCGUACAAACGUAAGCAAAAAUUAAAAGAUGCCUCUCUUUAGGUAUCAUAAAG
This is a messenger RNA of Schizosaccharomyces octosporus yFS286, 1208 nucleotides long. RefSeq names its product DNA repair endonuclease. Gene Ontology annotation, biological process: DNA repair. The record is from RefSeq and is a predicted model, not a curated record. Gene Ontology annotation, cellular component: cytoplasm; nucleolus. Lineage: Eukaryota; Fungi; Ascomycota; Schizosaccharomycetes; Schizosaccharomycetales; Schizosaccharomycetaceae. Gene Ontology annotation, molecular function: single-stranded RNA binding; RNA endonuclease activity producing 5'-phosphomonoesters, hydrolytic mechanism. The coding region runs from base 231 to 1028 and encodes 265 amino acids. The transcript is spliced from 2 exons.